Eriocheir sinensis (Chinese mitten crab) is the source of this 9505-nucleotide messenger RNA. Its product is annotated as synaptotagmin-14-like. The record is from RefSeq and is a predicted model, not a curated record. Lineage: Eukaryota; Metazoa; Arthropoda; Malacostraca; Decapoda; Varunidae. The coding region runs from base 871 to 2517 and encodes 548 amino acids. The transcript has 10 exons.
GGCAGCGAGUGUGAGUCGGACAGUGGCAGGCGGGAGUGGCCCAACGCUGAGCUCUCCGCGAUCGAUAUUUACCUUGGCAGCAGCAGAACAGGCGACGCAGGGUGUGGGGUAGGAGCAAGCAGGCGGGCAAGCAGGCGAACGAACAAGCGAGCACAGAAGCGAACGAAGCAAGCAAACCCUCGACUUAAUUAGUGUGAGAGUGCGUCCAUGCGUGUUUGUGUGUGUAGAUGUGAGUGCGGCGACACCAUACAUUCUAGCGAGCCAAUGACGUGAGCGAGAGGGAAAGAAAAAGAUGGUCUAAAGAGAAAGGGAUGUAAUACUGGAAUAAAAAAUGGAGUAAACCCGAAAAAAAACCGUGAAGUAAAAUAAGGAGGAAGAAAGGAGCGGAAACACAGAGGAAGCGAAGGCCGCCAGGGAACACCACAAGCCACAGAAAACCCAAUUGAACGUUAUGAAGAGAAGCUCAAGAGAUUAACAGAAGCAACAGAAGUGGUAGUAACAGUAGUGGCAGCAACAGCAUCAACAGUACUUAGCCACAGUCAUCCAUAGCCACAGCCACAACCAUGGGCGUCGUGGGAGUGUCUUAGAGGGUCCCAUGCGCCUUUCCCCGCCCUGCCCCGCGUGGAUGUCAGUGACUACCGCACGUUGCCGGGCACUGGCACCGCGAGGAACCUGUGAGCCAAAGUGUUGAUCAGAGUGCAAAGAGGCGGUGGUGGUGGUGGAGGAGGCGGUGGCGGCGGUGGCGGAGGUGGCGGUGGUGGUGUUGGCUCCCCGUUGACCGUGUUGGUGGCCUCCAGUGACACGUGCCUCACCCCCGAUGAGCUGGAAGAGGAGUCCCCGCUGGCGCCAUGUAGAGCAGGCGACCUAGCCAUGUUGUCCUCGCCUGGGGUGAUCGAAGUGCCGGUGGAAGCCACAGCGUUCCUCGGGGCCGUCGCUGCCUUUGUGGUGUUCCUCUUCGUCCUCUUUCUCUAUCUCAACAAGAAACUCUGCUUCUACACCGUCGGAAACUUCCCCUGCUGUGACGACCCCGUGACCAAGCCCGACAAGCUCAAGGAGUUGGGUGCUGCUUACAACUAUGGCGAAGGUGAGAGCUCCAGCGACAGCGAGGAGGAGGCGGCCAAGCGUCUCUCGUCCUCCAAGAGCUUUCCUUCGGGCCUCCGCGACAAUCACCACCCCCACGCCGCCCACAACUCGGCCUACCACGCCUACAACCACUACGGCCACCACAACUACCACCAGUUCGGGCCAGCGAGGUCGCCUUCCCAGUACUCGGCGCCGGAGAAUGGGGUCACUUCUACGGGUCGCGGCGACACCACCUUCUCGGGUUGUGAUGCUAAUGCCGACCUCAUCUCCCUCGCUGAGAAAGGCCGUGCAGGCGUCUCAGGCGAGGAGGAGCCUGUGGGGGUGGGCGUCACCUCCUCAUCCGCCUCCUCCUCGGGCUCCACCACUAGCGGCGACGAUGACCUUCUGACCCACCGGGCGCUACGACACAGGGACCCCCGGGCGUAUAGGCAGAUGUCCCCCGGCCGCUCUCCCUAUGACGGAACUUACCACCAGGAGUGCCGUGAGGAUGGGACGGUGGGCGAGGCGCUGCUGGUAAGGUGCGGCACCAUUGAGGCGGGCUUUGCUUACGACCUGCCCACCAGGACACUCACGGUGCACAUCCUCCAGGCCAAGGAAGUCCCCAGCAAGGAACGAGGCGGGGCAGCGAACACACAGGUGAGCACACAGGUUCGGGUCCUCCUCCUCCCGGCCAGGAAGCAGAAACACAAGACCCGCAUCAGGCCGGGAGAAAACCCACAGUUCAACGAGGCUUUUGUGUUCACCAAGGUUAAUCCAGAGGAGGUGCAGCAGCUUGGGGUUCGACUGCGACUGUACGGCUGUGAGCGCAUGAGGCGGGAGAAGAUGCUCGGAGAAGUGAUCGUUCCCUUUGCCUCCAUCAACCUCACUCUUGGGAAUACUUUUUGGCUCACCCUGGAACCUCGUGCUAACUUGGCUCGUUCGGAGAGCCGUACGGAGGUGUGCAGCCUGACUCGGAGCGACUCCACCGGCUCCACCCACUCAGUGCACAGCGGGGUGCCAGAGCUGCUCCUCGGCCUCACCUACAACGGCACCACGGGCAGGCUGGCGGUGGAGGUCAUCAAGGGGUCACACUUCAGGAACAGUGAUGAUUUCAGGAACUCAGCCAACACGCGGGCCCCCGAUACCUAUGUCAAGUUGGUCCUCAUGUCAUCGAGUGGUCAGGAGAUCGCACACAGCAAGACCUCAGUCCGCCGUGGCCAGCCCAACCCACUCUUCAAGGAGACGUUCAUGUUCCAGGUUGCACUGUUCCAGCUGCCUGAUGUUACGCUGAUGGCCUCAGUGUACACCAAGAGGAGCAUGAAGAGGAAAGACAUGAUUGGCUGGUUCGCUCUUGGCCUGAACAGCUCUGGGGAGGAGGAGCUCGCCCACUGGAACCAAAUGAGAGACUCGAGGGGAGAGCAAGUUUGUCGGUGGCACGUCCUCCUCGAGUCGUAGGUAGCUUGUGAAGUAUUGUUACGUUUUCCGAUGGUUUGGUAUACGUACUUGUAUUAUUCGGCUGAGGGGGACAUAAGGUUGUUUUUGAUGCUACCUUUUGGCUGCCAUUAUUUGUGGUCUCUGUGGAGGAGAGAUUGAAGGCUUCUUUGUGAGAGUUCGGCUUCACCGCCUUGAGUCUCUCCUUAAGUUGUGGUUGUGUGGCCUCCAUGUGUUUGUAAGUGGUUCUUGUUGGCAUCUUCAGGUCAUUCUUUCUGAAGGCUUGCACUCAGUCACUUUUCCUUGCCAUUCAUCUGCACUGUUUCAGAUUUCUCUUCUUGUGUUUCUUUGGCCUGAGUGUUGUGUCAGUGGUGUCUGGCAUAUUUUGUGAGGUUUGGGUUGUUGGUGAAGAGUCUGUGGUGCUGUGGACUCUGCUCUAGUGUUAAUGUGUUUGGUGUGUUGUUGAUGUCUGGCAGGCCACAGCAGAAUUACUCGGCCAUGGUGUGAUGUGCAACACUCAAGUUCUUUAUGAGACAUUGCAAAAGUGUAGGAAGUUGCUGAGUCUUUUAGUACUUGACCUGAAAGAAGGUUUGGAAUAUAUUGCAAUUAGACAAAAAUAUAUGUAUUCAGCUGACCUUGAAUUGUCUUUGGUGCAGAAUGUGAAGUCUGAAGGCUUGUAAAGUACGAAGUUGGAGCUGGUCUCCUUUCCAUUGUCGUCCUGUUACUGUACCUCUCAGUGUUGUGCUUCGCCUGCCAUAUGUAGCUGUAGGAGAGGGUUGGCCGGAGUGCUGCCGGCCCUUCCUUCCAUGACAACGAGUGGGGAUGAACCCGGACUGGGUGCUGUUUGGUUUCUGGUCUUGCUCAUUGCCUUCCCAUGCAGUGAGUUUUCUUUGUGCUGCUCUCAGAGUUGUCUUGGUCUUAAAAGGUGUACACUCUAAUAAAAGAAAAAAGUAUCCACUUCUGUGAGACUGAUUUCACUAGGAAUGUUACUGUACUGUUUCCUGUACUUCAGGAUGCUAAAGAUACAGCCUCAGAAAAUAUUCUUGAUAAGUGCCGUAUUGAAGAGUCAAUGUCAUCUUCUCAAGCCAGUCAGGCCCUGGGACUGAAGACUUGUUCCUUGUUGAGUGUACACAGUUGUACCUUUUGUGGUAAGAGUGUCUAAUCCCAUCACUUGGUCAAGGCAGCUUUGUUAACUCAUGGGUUUGGCCACUAUAACUGCCAAACCAUUCCAUGGCCCCGUUAGGUGCAUAUUUUCAUGCAUUGUCUGGACUCUGCCCAUAUAUUCUCUGUGAAUGCCAUGGAAAUGUAUCCUUGUCCUAAUGGCUUGGGGCUCUGUACACCUUAGUGAUAGACCAUUGUGCUUGCCUCUGCUGUAUGAUAGUAGUGUAGCAAGCACAGCAGCAGCAGCAGCAUAUUGUGUAUAGUUUCCCAGUGUGGAAUACUGACAAUUAACUUUCUCAACUGCAGUUUGUCUCAUACAUAGUUACUGGUAACAUUUGAUGAGAAUGUGUACACAUGGUGGGAUGUAAUAGCUAGCUAUAUGGCAAUAUCUCCUUUUGCAUCAUUCAGAAAAAAAAUUGGCACACAGCCCAUGGAGAGCUGAUUGAAGAGUCCUUGGAGAGCUGGUCAAAGGAAGGAAGCUUAAGAUGUGGUCUGGAAUCUUGCAUUGCUCACUGACAUCAGUGAUGGUGACUUUGAACAGUUUUAUUCUCCAGCAUAUUUUAUUAAGACUGUUUUAGGCUUUCCUUCUUAUAUUGCUCUGUGCUCAUUUGUGUUGGUAAACUGCAAGCAGUUGUUACAUAAGACCAUCAAGGGACAGUCAGUGUUCUGCUUUGCCUGUUAAUAAGAUGACAAUCAGGUGUGUUGAUGGAGCAUUCUGAUGUGUAAGAUGUAUCAUGAUGCAAACAUCAAAAUCAUUAUAAAAAGUUUUGUUUAAAAGUGUUACUGUGACAUGCCACACUUCGAGAUACACGGCAACACAGGCCUCGAGUGAAGAAAGAAACAAGUAGAGCUAAGAUGCAGCUUAUCCACCAAAGGUCUACUCAAGCCUCAGCCUCCCUGGUGUGUGGAGAGUCCUGUCAGCAGUACUGCAUGGUAGUGGCCUUACACCUCCAGCUUGAUAUCAAGACUCCUGUGUGGUAUACACAUACUUGGCAGUCUGUGGUACUCCUGUAAGAUUUAUUCAGUCAUUGUAUAGCAAGAUUUCUGCUUUCAUAUUUGAACCUGUCUUGAAGGCCAACAUAAACAACAACUAGUCAUCUUAGUGAGCUACAGUGUAGCAUAGACACUGCUGGGGUGUGCUGGCUCGGUAUAUGAGCCCUUUUCUUGCUGCCCGCUCUACCCUCAAAAUUCAGACCAUCAUAAUAUCCAUAGUUUUGCUGAUUCAUUAUCCUCUGUGGAUAACACCCAUUCUUUCAACUAGGCAAUCUUGCAGUGUUGUUUUUGCAUGCAUUUAGGGCUUGGAAAUGCCUGAGCAAUUUUAUCAAUUGAUUUUUACUUCCUUUUUAGGCUGUCAUAAAUUGAAACAGUGUAAUAUAUCAACAGUUUGGUUCAUCUAACAUUGGUGAUUUUCAAGUGAACUGCACAUUGUCUCUUGUUGGGUGUGAGAUCAAUGGGGUGGUGAGGAUUUGUAAUGUUCUGUCUUGAAGGUUGUAUUGGCUGUAGUACUUGUGUUCACAAUGAAUACCAGUAUCUAUUUAAAGUUCCAGCACCAAGGUCUCUUAUGGCUUGGUUUUAUUCUGUCAGUCACAUGAGGAGAAGCAGUUCAUAAUAGUAGCAGUAGUUUCCAGUUUAUUUUAACUUUAAUUCAACAAAAUAUUUCAAAAAGGAGAACAUCAUCAAAGGCUUUAUAAAGAUGGAUAAACUGUUGUAACUAGUAAUUAAAUGCACCAAAGAGGAUAAGAAAAAAUGGUUUUGUCAGUGUGUGCAGAGCUAGGGUUGGACAGGCUGUGUCGUAGGAGGUCAGUCAAAACAAUCACUGGCAACAUAAUCAUGUCGAGGACUGAUGAUAUAUUGUUGGCUUUAAAUCAUUGAUAUAUUAUAACAUUUUAUAGGUGUUUCCAAACUUUAACUGGGAAAAAUAUUUAUCUUUAGACUAGAAUGCCAUGUUGUUGCUCGAAUGUGGAGUUGCCAGACGUCUGUUAUUCUUACUUGACCAUCGGUUUGCCACGAAGAAUUGUUUUUACAAGCUAUUGUUACCUGUGGUUUAUUUUCAUAACUGAGCACUUGAAGUUUUUGUUUCAUAUAUUGCUCUAACUAAAAUUUUACCAACAGUCUGAGCAUAACAGUUUUUUUCAUAAAAGCAUACAACUUGUUCUUUUAGUUAACUUACUGUUACACACAAGCAUAUUAUACUCCUCUCAGUGUUUUGAAAGAAUGGAUCGUAACCUGCACACGAAACAAUCCCUGCGUGUAGCAAGACAGAGCAAUCAUGUUGCUUCUCUGAGAUAAUCAAGUAAAUGUAUCGAGGUACAGAUAGUGGUGGCAGAAAAUCAGCUUGAUGUAGUCUGGCAUGGAUGGAAAGUUCAGAAAAUCACGUGAUUUUGCUAGGCUAGGGUAGAGGUGAGCCUACCGCCCUCUCACCACGGGGGUGCCGAGGAACGCCCAGAGAGCAGGUGAGGCAGGGACGCAGGCAAGCACCGGGCCCGCCACACCCUCCUGGCUGCUCCAUGUACUUGUGAGGAAAUCUUUUGUGCUUGUUACUUUAAAAAGUGUACAUUUCUAGUGUUGAUUUAUUUUUGUACUGACAUUUCAAUAUAAGUCUGUACAUAUAUCAACUUACCGUCAUUUUGCAACACAUUCCUCAAAUAUGUUGGAGUAUCUAGCUAGAACAGACUUAUGCUCUGUAUGAGGCAUAUACAUAUACAUAUAUAAAUAUAAAUAUACAUCGUGUAUGUACAUAUUGACCGCUGUUCACAUUUCUCUCCCUUGCUCCCAUCGCCAGUACGCUUAAUUGAUGCCCAGCACCAAGUUUGUUGCCAUUACCUGUACCCUUGGUAACCCCAUGCCGCCGAGGCUCACAAGGCCCCAGAUGCUGUGUGGGGUGACGGGCCAAGAGGGACUAGUACUGAGAGCGGUUUGAUUCACAACAAUUCAACUUUACAUUACUGACAAGUUUUCACUACCUUUAUGCAAGGAAUGUUCAGGCAACUAUUUCUUUGUUUUAGGUUCUUACAUGGAUGCUAAUUAAGAGUCGGCAUUGUUCCGCUGCGUGCACCAGGAUCCACCAUUGCAAAGUGGAGCACCAGGGUGGCCAGAUAAUGGAAUGACUUGGUGAUGGGCCCGUGACAGUGAUGCCAUACUGUUUGAGCUGUUAUUAAAAGCACAUCUCGUGGGCCUUGUGCCUGUGUGCCCGUGUUUGUAAUGUCUCUUGAAUGGUUGGUACCUUAGAAACUAGAUGUCGUGAUAUACUUGAGUAGCUUGAUAGCAACAUUCAAUGCAACUACUGAUAAAUAAACUGGCGUAUUUGUGUUGGGAGUGAUCCAGUCUGUGAUCUUCACGCUCAUACUCUGGCAUCUGGGCUUCACUAGUGCGAUGGAGACUACUUGAGUGUAGGGAAGAAACUUUCAUUUUGGUGUUGAAAAGUUGGAUGUUAGGGUGAGGCUACGCACUCACUCUGUUUAUGUGUAAUUUGUUGUUUUAUAGAAGAGUUUAAAAAAGUAUUAAUAUCAAUUCCAUAUAUCUGUGUUUGUGCAUGCUGCAGUAUUUUAUCUGUUUUCAGAAUUUCUCAGUGAAGUGCAGUGGUUGUAAACUGACUGGUUUACAGACUGACACAGUCACCCUGAAAUUUUAUAUUGUUACAGUUAUUUUCUUGAGAGAGUUUAUCAGCUGAGUUUUGAUAUCCAGUAUCUUAUAGUGGUUUGAGUCAUUUAAUUUCUACAUAUCAAAAACAUUUUUUAUUUUUACUUUGUUCCUCUUAAGUAUGUAAAGCCUUGUGAUCUUGGAUGCUUUAUGCUGGGUGGGUUCAUUGUUUGCCUCACCACACCAAUAUCUGAUUUCAUUGACAGGAUUUUUUUCUUUGAAGGAUAAAAAUUGUUGAAUUUGUUUGUAUAUAUGUUCCUUUUGAGAGCCAAGGGAUUGGUUGGUCUGUGGUUAUCUAUUUUUGUAAGAGUACUACGUGGAUCACCGAGUGCAGCAGAGAAAAUUAAACUAUUUUGAAGUUGUUACCUAAGUCAUAGUUAGUAUAUAAUUAGUUUGUUGGAAAUUUGAAUUGUAUAUCAUUGUAGGCAGCAGCAGCAGCAGCAGCAGUGUUUUGAAAGUGGCUUGGAUGACUUUCAUUGGUUGGUUGUGGAACCUCACGGCCGGAAGCGAUGGUGUUGGUGUUGGUGGAGUGUGUCAGUGUUGCUUGAGUAAGUGGCACUGAGGUGUGCCGGAUGUUGGUUACCAUGAAAAAAUAUUUGACUUGCCUCAAAGUAGGAGGAAAAGCUUAAAAAUGUUAUAUAUCAUUACUUUCAAGUUUGGCCUGACUUCACUCGUAUAUCUUAUUUGAUGUUCUGUAAAAUCUUAAUGGAAACAUUUUUCAAUCAGUUUGCUGAAUGAAAGUCAUGCAUCUCCUGAGAGUGAAGUGAAUGAACACCUUAUUGGUCAGGCCUUUGAUUGAUGUUGAUUGUGACUAUUGGGACAGAACUCUCAGAAACAUAUUUAAGAAGUUCUAAUCAGCCAACCUCUUGCUUUCCCACGCCAUGUGGCGACCCUGUUGUGAUUACUAUACUCUUGUCGGACAUUUGUCGAAGGUUUCAGCGUUGGUCUCGGAAGAAUCUGUCCUGGGGUUGUGUGUUGUCAUUGUGGUUGGGUCAACUCCCAGGUUGUGAUGGCACGUCAACAGACCGUGAGAAACACCUUGCACAAAACUUUAUGGCUGACCUCUGCACCGUCAGGCUAGCAAAUGAGAAAAUUCUGUCUUGUCUUUACCACAAAUCUUGGAGGAAGAACCAGAUUGUAAAAUGUAACUUAUUAAAAAAAACAAAUAACUUCCAUAUUAGCAGAUUUCACAUCAUGUUUUUUUCAAUCAAAAUACUAGAAAUUCAAUAGGCUCUUAUUGCUUUACAUACUGAAAUGUGAAGCUAGGUCUUCACAUAGCAUAAUAUCCUCCUGUCUGGGGUGUGAAGGCCGCAAGUGGUCGCUCAGGCCUGGUGUGUCAUGACUGGAGAUGGACUACUCUCCCAUUUUCUCACUAUUUCUGAUGGUGCUUUGGUUAGCUGUUUGAAUCCCUCCUUCACUGUGACUAGAUGACCUGUAUAUGUGUAUUGUCUGUGUUUGUGUUUGUCUGUUAGUAGAUUGGAAUGUCGGAAAACAGUGUUACCCACUUGCGGGUCUUGCUUUUAAGCGCCUUGAGGUUUCUCCUGUUUCAGGAGCAUAUUAUAUGCCUUUGGGCGCCUUGUGAAUAUUUCGGGUGCCAAAUGUUUGCUUCAGGUACCUGGAUCAAGCUUGAACAAGGACCACAUUAUCAGAGUAACAUUCUCAACUUGUGACUUUGCAGUGCAGACUUUUUUUAAUUUCUCAAAAUCUACAGAACUAUUCUACAUACCAAAAAUUAUCCAAAACCUUUGCAAUACCUGCAGGUUUUCCAUUUCUUAAGUCCUUAUGCAGGUUUAUUGAUUCAUAUGUCGGUGAUAUGGAAACGGUUUAGUAGCAGUGAUCUGUAGUCCGUUGCUGUACUCUUUCAUUACGUGGUGUAGUGCUCCCAGUGAUAACCAUGUGCAGUCUUCACCCCAGGGGUCCUGAGGAACAGGCUGAGGGGUGUACAGGGUGCAUUUCAGUUCUCUCAGGUACUGCAUGCUGGCAGACUUGAGAAUAGUCAAUAAUGCUGUUCUCACAUUUGGUCACAUUUCUCUGCAGUUGCCAUGUUAAUUGGCCAUGGAUUGACUAUUGUAUAAACACUCUAACUGUAUAAUAUGUCAACUUACAUUUAGUUUUUCGUUUAUAUUUUCACAAGUGUUGCCUAUUAUUAUCAUACUGACUUCAUGAAUGCAUUGAUUUAGGUGUGAUGACAAAUAUAUAACAUUAAUGAGUG